AGAAAUGAGAAUAAGGACACAGUUUUUUUUGAAACAUGUUACGUUUGGCAAGGGGGAGUACAAUACAAACGAGAUAGAAAUGCCCCAACUCCCUCAAUCUCCAAAACGAAACAACAAAAAAAAAAAGAGAGAAUUAAGGGAAAGAAAAACGUAUGGGUUCGUUGACGGGAAGUGAUAGGAAGCUGAUGAGCCGAGCCGAACCGGCCGACGAGGAAGCCAGCUCAUUCGCGGUGCAGCUGGCCAGCGCUUCGGUGCUUCCGAUGGUGCUUAAGGCAGCCAUAGAGCUGGACCUUCUGGAGCUGAUGGCUAAAGCCGGACCGGGAGCAGCCGUCUCCCCUUCCCAGCUCGCGGCUCAGCUCCCGACUGCCAACCCGGACGAAGCCGCCGCCAAGCUGGACCGGAUUCUCCGGCUGCUCUGCACCUACUCCGUCCUGAACUGCUCCCUCCGGAACCUCCCGGACGGCGGCGGGGUGGAGCGGCUGUACAGCUUGGCACCGGUGUGCAAGUACUUGACCAGGAACGCCGACGGCGUCUCCAUGGCGCCGCUCUUGCUUAUGAACCAAGACAAAGUCCUCAUGGAAAGCUGGUAUCACUUAAAAGAAACGGUGCUGGAGGGUGGGGUUCCGUUCGACAAGGCGUACGGAAUGAGCGAAUUCGAGUACCACGGGACCGACCCGAGAUUCAACAAGGUCUUCAACCUCGGAAUGUCCGACCACUCCACCAUCACCAUGAAGAAGAUUCUCGACCAUUACCGCGGCUUCGACGGCCUCAAAUCCCUGGUGGACGUCGGCGGCGGCACCGGCGCCACCCUCAAAAUGAUCCUCUCCAAAUACCCCCACAUCAAGGGCGUCAACUUUGAUUUGCCCCACGUCAUUCGCGACGCUCCCCAUUUUCCCGGGAUGGAGCACGUGGGAGGAGACAUGUUCGAGAGGGUGCCGAGAGGGGACGCCAUAUUCAUGAAGUGGAUAUGCCACAACUGGAGCGACGCCCACUGCCUGAAGUUGUUGAGGAACUGCCGCGAUGCGCUGCCGGACGACGGCGGGAAAGUGAUCGUGGCGGAGUACAACCUGCCGGAAGUGCCGGACGGGUCGCCGGCGACGAAGAACGUGGUCCACAUUGAUCUGAUCAUGCUGGCGUACUGCGCCGGCGGGAAAGAGAGGACCGAGAAGGAGUUUGAGGCGCUGGCUAUGGCUGCCGGCUUCCGGGGGUUCCGCAAGCUUUGCUGCGCUCUCAACACUUGGAUCAUGGAAUUCUCCAAGUAGCUAGCUACUAGCUAGAUAGGUUCCUUUUCAAUGUGGGGGACGACUGUACUGUCUUUGUUGAUUUUUCUAGCUACUCCGCUGAAUUUAAAUAAUACGGAGUCAAUGUGUAUUUGUUCAUUUUGAUUUUCCAUGAAAAUACUCAAGUGUUACCUUUUCUGUUUGCCAAAAGUGUGUUCAAAAUAAAAUGAACUAAAGGGG
Cuscuta campestris is the source of this 1460-nucleotide messenger RNA. The record is from the annotation of a GenBank genome assembly. NCBI's taxonomy places the organism in Eukaryota, Viridiplantae, Streptophyta, Magnoliopsida, Solanales, Convolvulaceae.